UUGGUCUGCUUUAGCAUCUUGGACAAUCAAGAUCACUUUUUUCCUACAAAGUCAGGUAUGCCAAGGUUUGCCUUGUGUAUUAGUAGUUUAGCACACCGUGACUGGCAGUUGCUAAAAGCAAAAUGAAAACUUUCAAACAUUGCAUACAAACUUACAUCUGAAUCAAAGAACAAACUGACCUGGGGAUUCUGUUUCUUUUCGUAUUUUCUUGAUAGAUCAAUGCCAUAUAAAGGGCGCGCGCACACACAAUCAUUUCAAUAACCAGAGGCUGUUUGCUAUUCAAUUUCCUUCACCUUAUGGCAAUCCCAGAAUCACAAGAAACCAUAAUCCCACUGAUAGACACAUCAGAAACACAAACAAAAACAGAACCAGAUGAUGAUACCCAUCUUGAUCACACUCUCUACCGCUUUGAGACCUUUCUCAGGCUCUUUGGCUUCUGCCAGUAUUCCUUUUGGAGCUUCAGUCUCUCAUGGCUUGCAUUCCUUCUCGUGGGUGUUGCACUGCCAGUGCUACUUAUUGAGAUCUUUCAAUGUGCCAAUUGUGAUAAGUAUCAGAUCAAAAGUUUUGAGCUUGAGAUUCUGGUUAGCGAGUCUCUUGUGGCUGCAAGUUCUUUGCUUUGUAUUUCUCACAACCUCCGCAAGUAUGGAGUAAGAAGGUUCUUGUUUGUGGAUAGGUAUCAUGGCCAUAUGACUCAGUUCCAUGAUGAAUAUAUACGAAAGAUCAAUGAUUUCUUUCGCUUGCUGUCAGUGUGGCUACUACCUUGCUUCCUUCUGAAGACUGCUCGUGAAAUAACUCGAGUCAUUUAUGUCCCUCAAGAUUCAUUGUGGAAAUCUGUUGCUGUUUUACUUGCUUUCCUUGUGUCGUGGAUGUAUUCAAAUGUAAUAUUCCUAUCAGGCAGUUGUUUGUUCAAUUUGGUAUGCAAUUUGCAAGUCAUACACUUUGAGAACUAUGGGAAGCUCUUAGAAAUGGAUAUAGAUGUUUCUGCAUACGUUGAGGAACACAUUUGUCUAACGCAUUAUCUGUCCAAGAUUAGCCACAGAUUCCGAAUCUAUCUUCUUCUUCAACUCUUACUAGUCACAGCUAGCCAGUUUGUGGCUCUUUUGGAGAGCACUGAAAACAGCAAAGUCAUCACUCUCAUCAAUGGAGGAGACUUUGUAGUCUCCUCUAUUGUUGAGCUUGUUGGAAUAAUCAUAUGCCUACAAGCAGCUGCAAAGAUUUCACAUAGAGCUCAAGGGCUUGCAUCAGUAGCUAGCAGAUGGCACGCUUUGAUCACGUGCAGCUCCGGUGAUGCUUCCCAAUUGGGAAUUGACAAUGAUACAGAAAACUUGGGGAGUUCUUAUCCAGCUGGUUCAUUGCCCAUAAACUACUCAGAAACUGAUCUGGAAUCUAUUGAUUAUGUACCAGUGCCUACAAAUACACAACUAGCUUCAUACAUGUCCUUGUAUCACAAAAGACAAGCUUUUGUCACUUAUAUGCAGUCCAACCCCGGUGGGGCUACUAUAUACGGAUGGAGGAUUGAUCGGGCACUGAUUAAUACUAUCUUCUUUGUUGAGCUCUCACUCGUUCUUUUUGUGCUUGGGAAGACGAUAACCUUCACCACUAAAUGAUUUAUGAAUAUUGUUAGGUGACUUAUUCUGCUGUAUUUUAAGGGGCAGGAGUAACAUAGGCAAUGCAAUUGUAGUAGUCUUAAUCUCUGCUGUAUUUUAGAGGAAGAAACCACUAGUUGGAUUUUUUCUUGAAACCACUAGUUGGUUUUUUUUCUUCAGUUCAGUUGUAUCACACACAUUGACCUAUAUUUAUUGUUAAACAAAAUGCAUGUUUUUGUCGACAAAUAUUUCGCGAUAACUAUCCUCAAAUAAAAACACAUUUUACAGAUAACUUAUCCGUUGGGCAAAACCUCCAAUUAACACCUUUCAUGACUAAUAUCGUCGGCAAAAUCACUCGUGAAAUAAACUUUUUGCCGAGAACAGCUUCAGUGCUCUAGUUGCAUCAAUACAUCAAAUUUUAGUGUGCUUUGCAGAUUAUAUACCUCUUUUUUUGAACUUAAAUCAAAUAAUAAUGAUGCUCCACUACUAAUGCUCUAGUCGCGUCCAUGUAUUAAAUUUUAGUGUGCUUUGCAUACCUCUUGUUUAAACAUGAAUCAAAUAAUAAUGGACGCGAAAGAUAUGGCAUGCUAGGAGGUGCCGCCUAUUGCCAGAUUAUUGCGCAUUGAUGGAGCUUAACAAGGUAAUAUUUCCCUGCUUUUGAAGUGUUUACAUGUGUUGGAAAAUGGAAGUCUUACAAAAUAAAUUUUGUAGCAUUUAAACGUGCAUCCUGUAAAGAUAACACCAGUUUCAUUAGCGACUCAUAUGCUUUGACACGAAACUGUCGGUCCUAUCUGGGUCCAAAACUUCAAUGGCUAGGAAGAGUUAACUGCUCAUGCUGCUCUGCAUUGGCUAGGAAGAGGCCUGUUUAACAAAACAACUAAAUGUCUCAAGGCUCUCAUGGCUUCUUCGUUUUUUCCUUUUUCUAUUCCACGUACGCGCCAAAGACCGAGACAUACCAGAACUGCUCUUAUCCAAAUAAGAUACCUAAUUCAUACUGGAAUACCCAGUGAGAAAUAGAACAGAAGCCCCAGACAUAUAAAUCAGUAAUAUAUAUUAGACAGGCACCUUACCAGCCAAGUGGUGCAGGCAAGCAAAACUCUUAUUUCACCAGAGGAAGGUCAUUCCUAAAUCAAGAAUGAACACUGGGACACAAAUUGGUAGAAGUCAAAAGUUAAAACUAACAGAAGGAAGAUGAAGAAAGGACUGAAUAUCAGAAUGAAGUAGCAAUCAGACCAAAAGGGUAACUACAACCAAGCCAGACACCCUGAAGUAUGCAUAGAAUUUGAGUACCUAUAGAAAACGACACGGCUUAAGGGUAAAAACAGGGGGAAAUGAAAUUGAACUUCAUAGUGGGUGAACUUAAAAACCAAUUAAUUCUAGAGUUGUUUGCCUCCCAUCAAGAAUAAGACUUGACAGGAAUUCCUUAAUUAACUUGUACUUCUAACAGUGUAUGUGAAACACUGACAAUUAUGAACUGACAAAAUAUGGAAGAUUGGCUCCACCUCAAUGCAUGAACCAACAUUUACAAG
Molecule: messenger RNA, 3115 nt
Organism: Rosa rugosa (rugosa rose)
Lineage: Eukaryota; Viridiplantae; Streptophyta; Magnoliopsida; Rosales; Rosaceae
Exons: 4
Coding region: 297-1607 (436 amino acids)
Source: RefSeq, a predicted model, not a curated record